CCGCCUUGUCUAAGUCCUCUCAGGCCAACCUCAGCGAGAGGCUCCUGGGAUCGGCUCCCUGCCCUUCCCACCUUAGGGUGUCCUCAGAGACAGACUUUUAUUCCCUCAGUAAGGAGACAGACUCUUAUUCUCUCAGCAGCCCAGCCCCUCACCUCCCCUCAGCCACAGCCACGUCAGUGGCCACCGUCUUCACCGUCGUCACCUCAGCCUAGUCGCCACUCCAGUUGAGGCACUGACUGGCGUCAUGUCUGCCACAGGGGAUCAAGACCCGAUCCAAGAGAACCAGGAGGCUCCAGUGAGCCAGGAGGGAGCGCAGGCCGAGGCCGGAGGUGACCAGGAGGGCAGUGACUCUGGCCCCGACAGUGGCAACACGGUGGCUGGAGUCGCAGGGCCCAUGAGAGGCCUCGGGGAGGAGGAGGGUGAGCAGGCGGCAGGCUUGGCCACAGCCCCCGGGGGUGGGAACGCCGAGGAAGACUCAGAGAUCAGGACAGUAGUGGAGAUGGUGGAGGAGGAGGAGGAGGAGGAGGAUGAGGAGGAUGAGGAGGAGGAGGAGGAGGAUGAGGAGGAGGAGGAAGAGGAGGAGGAGGAGGAAGAGAGGAACGAGGCGGACAACUUCGACUUGGUCGCGGCCGCCCGUCGCUACCCCAUAAGAGGCUUUCAUAUGGAGUUUCUGGACAUGGUCCACACCCUUCUCCUCCGCAUCUAUCAUAACGACCACAUCCUGAUCCGGAUGCGUGGCGGCCGCCUGAUGCGGAGGCGCCGCACUGCGGCGCCCAGUGGCUCAGAAGAGCCCCGGCUGUUGCUGGUGCAUGAGAGGCUGGGUGUGGGGGCCGCGGGUCCUGAGGGCGAGGGCCUGGGCCUGCUCCAGGAGGCCGCGUUGGUCCCAGAGCCUGAGGUGCCAGCAGACCUGGCCGAGAUGGCCAGGGAGCCUGCAGAAGAGCCCGCAGAGGAGGCCUCAGAGAAGCCCGCAGAGGAGCCCUCAGAGAAGCCCACAGAGGAGGCCGCAGAGGAGGAGCUUGCAGAGGAGGCCGCAGAGGAACCGGCCAAAGAGGGACCGGCUGCAGAGGAGGAGUCCGCAGAGGAACCAGCAGCAGAGGAGGAGCCCGCAGAAGAAGCGGCCGCAGAGGAACCGGCCACAGAGGAGGCUGCUGCCCCUGAGGAAGUCACUAAAUAUCAGCAUGAAAAGUGGGAUGAAGAGGCCCAAGAUGCUGCAGGCGAGGAAGAGAAAGAAGAGAAAGAGAAGGAUGCUGAAAACAAGGUGAAGAACUCCAAAGGGACCUAGACGCAGCAGAGGGGAAGCCGAGAAAAUCCAGUUGGGAAGAAUAGAAAGAAGAUGAAGAAAGAAGACUCUGUUGUUCAUUGUUUUUAUUUUAUUUUAUUCAGAUGCCUGUGAGAAUUUUAACACAUAUCAUUCCAAAGUUCAUUACCUUAAAAGUGAUAUCUAGUGACAUCUAACUUUUAUCUUUCACAAAUGUAUUUGACAGUGUUUGUUCAAGUUAGAAAUAAAAGUUUGUUUUAAAUGAAUAAAUUGAAACAUGAGGAGAUUUUCCAAUAAAUAAUUCUGACUCAAAUCUCUCUUUUACCUCUUUGUUUUGGCCCACCAUACCUUCACUGAAAGGUAUUACUUUCCACCAUUUAGUAAGACUGUUUUAAAUUCUUUUACUGCAGCCAAAAGUCAAUUAAAAUGUCAAGUUUAAAACCAUUUUUGCAAAGAGAGAGAUGGGGCUCAAGUCUUUAGAGCUGUACUGUCUACUACCUUAGUCACUAGUAACGUUGUGGCUGCUGAGCACUUGUAAUAUGGCUAGUCUGUUUGAUAUGUGCUGUAAGUGUGAAAAUAAUAUUGCAUAUCUUACUAAUGAUUUUCAUACUGAUUACAUGUUGAGAUGAUAAUACUUGAAUUAAAAUGAAAUAUUAAAGUUUUUGUUGGUUUCUUUUUAUUUUCAAAUGUGGCUACUAGAACAUUUAGAAUUACCCAUGUAGAUCACGUUGCAUGUGAUCUACAUUACAAUACUGCUCUAGAGCAUGGUUUUGAAGAAAACUUCAUGGAUGGCCCAGGUUGCCUGGAAGCCACAUGGUAUUGCUGAGCUUGGGCCCAGACUUUGAUUUGGAGCAGUGGUUCUCAAAGUCUGGUCCCCAAACAGCAUCAUCAGCAUUACCCGGGAAUUCUCAGACUCCACCCAAGACCUACGGAAUCCGAAAAUCUGGGGUGGGGUCAGCAAUCUGUGUUUUAACAGGCCCCCCAGGGGCUUCUGAUGAACACUAAGGUUUGAGAACCACUGGUUUCAAGCAACAGAGGAAGAAGCUGAGCACCUCCUGUCGAGCCAGGGUUAAUUCACUGGCUCGGGGCUGUUUCAGGUAAACUGAAAGGGACAGCAAGGGAUGGGCUGGGGAGGAGACUAGAAUUCACAGGGGCUGAGGCCUAGAGAGGAAAAAUGCAUAAAGGAAAAAGUCGGGUCCAAAAGGAUACAAACAUGAUACCAUGCAUAUGACUUCUAAGAAAACAUACAAAUGAUCACCAUAAAUUGAUUAUGGGUACAUAUAGAGAGACUAAAAGAUGUGCUUGUAAGAGAUGCAUACAAGUGUAGCAUACAGAAAGGUGUGCAUUCGAAAGAAGCACAUUUGAGAUGGUGGUUACCUCUCAGGGAAAGAAAGGGAGGGGCAUUCUAGCAGAGAAGGCUCCACAGCAGGCAUCAACUAUAUUUGUAAUGUUACAUUUCUUAAGCUGAAUAGUAGAUAUAUGGAUGUUUACAGUAACAUUUUCUACAAUUUUGUGUAGGUCUGAAAUAUUUCUAAAGCAGGAGGAGGAAGGGGAGCAGUUCUUCCCACACCACUGGGGCAGGACUUACAGGAGUCUGAGAAUUCUAGAACCCAACCUGGCCUUUGAGGUCAUUAUGAAGGUAUAUUUGUCAUGGAAGGAGAUAAGCCAUUAAAUAAAACAUGCUGUAUUCGUUUAUUUAAACAUUUCAAAUAUUUAGAUAUAUGGUAUGUGGAUCCCAAGUUGAACUCUUGUUCUAAACCCUGAAAAUGUUACAGGUGAGCCAGGCUCAUUAUCUGGCCUAUAACCCCUUUCCCUUCCUCCCUCCAUCACACUUUGUUACCUGAGCACAGUAGGGCCCCUUGCUUCUGAAAAGCGCUUGUUGCAGUAGCCCAUCUUGCUAUCGGACUUGGACUUUGUCCCUGACCCAGGCUACAGUGCAACCACCAAUCACCUUGUCUCUUCUGCUUGCCCCCCAACCACACCCCCUCUUUAUUCUCCAGGUGUCCAAACGCAAAACCUCUUCGAUGGCCCUUCUCCCCCAUACCAAAUAUCAAUGCUCACCUGAAAGCCAUCAGCUUGGUCAGGCACACCUGCGUGGACGCCCCUUAUUCUCAGCACCACCUUUUAAGAACAUUUUACUUUGGCCGGGCGCAGUAGCUCACGCCUGUAAUCCCAGCACUUUGGGAGGCCGUUAGACGAGCAGAUCACAAGGUCAGGAGAUCGAGACCAUCCUGGCUAACACGGUGAAACCCCAUCUCUACUAAAACUACAAAAAAAAUUAACCGGGCAUGGUGGCGGGCGCCUGUAGUCCCAGCUACUUGGGAGGCUGAGGCAGGAGAAAGGCGUGAACCUGCGAGUUGGAGCUUGCAGUAAGCCGAGAUCGCGCCACUGCACUCCAGCCUGGGCGACAGAGUGAGACUCCGUCUCAAAAAAAAAGAACAUUUUACUUCUCUGACAACCUUCAGCUCUGAGUUGUCAAUAUCCUAUUUGAUUUCCCGCCCCAUGUCACAGACAGAGAUGGACUACAGAAUAGGCUUUAUUGAAUUUAUUUGCUUUGCAUAUAUCAUAAAUCAAAAAAGUUAAAGAAGUAGAAAAGUCGUCAGAAUAUGCCUUUAGCCAUUUAAAAAGAGCUUAAUCUCUUCAUUUAAAAACAGAGCUUUGUUGUUAACUGUGGAAAAGAAAUUGUUAUUGGAGAGUUCUCAGAGUGAGAAUAGCUGAAUACAGGUUCACUGUGAAAAAAAGGAAGGGAGGUGUAACAGCUGUGUUGUUAACUGUGGAAAAGAAAUUGUUAUUGGAGAGUUCUCAGAGUGAGAAUAACUGAAUACAGGUUCACCUUAAAAAAGGGAAGGGAGGUGUAACAGCUAAUCUACCAGGAGUACCCAGAUAAAGGGCAUCUACCUUAAUAUAUUGUUCACUAUGGGAAUACAAAGGAAAUAAAAUUCACUCAAUCAAAAUGGCAUUAUCAAAAUGGCAAAGGCACAGUAUCAGGAAAAAUAGAUGUUAUAUAGAGAAAAUGCAAAAUUUAGCAUGUAAUUGUACUGUGUCACAUUAUACCAGCAUCAGCAAAACCCAGCACCAAGUGUUUAGCUCUGACACCUCACUACCUCUCUGGAUUUUUUUGCAUGGGGCAGCACCCCACUCAGAAUAUAAAGGCACAGUCAGAUGUCCAGGCCUGCAUUUCUGUUUAAGCAAAGCAGCACAGUGUAACAGAGGCAGACACAGUGAUAACUACUCAGAAGUCACUUCUGGGUCUCCUAGAAAAAUGAGCUAGGUUUACUGCCCA
Gorilla gorilla gorilla (western lowland gorilla) is the source of this 4541-nucleotide messenger RNA. It is a transcript of the gene CT47C1, whose product is annotated as cancer/testis antigen family 47 member C1. The transcript is spliced from 3 exons. Bases 245 to 1282 code for a protein of 345 amino acids. The record is from RefSeq and is a predicted model, not a curated record. Lineage: Eukaryota; Metazoa; Chordata; Mammalia; Primates; Hominidae.